AUGUUCUCUUCCCAGAACCCGAGCGUCUUCCUUGCGUUUGCUCUUCUCCUUCUCAGAUCUCAGCCGUCAGAGGCGAGGUUAUUACAAGAUGCCUCCCAAUUGCGGGCACAAUACGACUAUAUCAUCGUCGGAGCUGGGACGGCAGGUAGUGUUCUUUCCAACCGGCUUUCAGCAGACCCAAAGACAUCCGUCCUAGUUAUCGAGGCUGGAGGAAGUCCUGAUGCCAUCCAGGCGAUUGCCGUCCCGUUUCUAGGUGUCACUUUACCAGGGACCGCGGUCGAUUGGAAUUUCACCUCGACGCCUCAAGAGGGGUUGAACAACCGCAUCUUGCGGUACACGCGUGGCUACGUCCUGGGCGGUAGCAGCUCCGUCAACUUGAUGGCGUGGAAUCGUGGUUCAGACGACAUGUGGGAUCACUGGGCGAGAAUUACUCAAGACGCCGGUUGGUCCUGGAAGGCAGUCGAGGAAUAUUACUUCAAAACUUCCAGAAUAGUACCUCCUGCAGACGGCCACGAUACAACUGGACAAUUCGUUCCUUCGGCGCACGGCAACGGCCCCGUAGAAGUCAGUUUACCUGGAUUCCCCACUCAGCUGGACAACAGGGUGAUCAAGACCAGCAAGCAACUCGGAGGGAGGUUCCACCACAAUAUAGAUCUGAAUGCCGGAAAGGCUCUAGGAUUCAGCUGGGUCCAAUCGUCCAUUGGCCAGAGCAAGCGUAGCAGUGGAGCCACAGCCUACCUCGAGCCCGUGUUGAAUAGAACGAACCUUGACGUUUUGACGAACACGAUUGCCACGCGCAUUUUGCCGUCCAAGAAAAGUCCAUUGACUUUGAACAUCGUGGAGAUCGCAACUUCGGGACAGCCCUCUAGCGCUCGUCAUAAUAUCACGGCCACCCGGGAGCUCAUCGUGUCUGCAGGCGUCAUCAAUACACCUCAGCUCCUCUUGCUUUCCGGAAUUGGACCCUCCUCCGCCCUUCGCACCGCUGGCAUCACGCCUAUCCUUGACCUUCCUGGCGUUGGGCAGAAUCUCACAGACCACCCUUUCAUCCCUAACUAUUUCACCGUCAGCUCAAAUGCGACGUUUGACGACGUUUUGAGGAAUGAAACCAUCUUCACCGCCAACACACAGGCUUUUAUGCGUUUGCCCAAGAGCUCCCCACUGCUGAAGCGGUUUGGCGACCCCUCAUCAGGACCUGGAUCAGGCCACACAGAGUUCGGCUUCAUGGAUGGAUUCGCCGCUUUUGGACCGCUUCCCCCGCCUGUGACUGGGCACUUCCUUACGCUGGCGACAGCAGUUGUCUCUCCCCUCUCCCGUGGCAACAUUUCGCUCAAUUCAACGAGCCCGUUUGACAAGCCCCUCAUCGACCCGGCUGUUUUAACACAUGAAUUCGACGUUGGGGCAACCGUGCAAUCAAUGAAGGACGCCCAAAAUUUCGUCUCUGCCCCAGCUUGGGAUGGGUUCGUUGUGGCACCAUUCGGCGACCUCGCGCAGGCGACGACUGACGAGCUGAAGGUCGCAUACGCGAGGAAAUAUGCUACCACAGUCAACCACCCCGUUGGUACCGCUGCAAUGUCGCCGAAGAAGGCGAACUGGGGCGUCGUCGAUCCGGAUUUAAAAGUUAAAGGGGUGGAGAAGUUAAGGAUUGUCGACGCGUCUAUCUUCCCUGUCAUCCCGGAGGUACAUCCGCAAGCUGUGGUCUACACAGUAGCAGAACGCGCAGCGGAUCUCAUUCUCAGGUCGCUAUGA
Molecule: messenger RNA, 1746 nt
Organism: Cyclocybe aegerita
Lineage: Eukaryota; Fungi; Basidiomycota; Agaricomycetes; Agaricales; Hemipholiotaceae
Source: the annotation of a GenBank genome assembly